Molecule: messenger RNA, 2417 nt
Organism: Culex pipiens pallens (northern house mosquito)
Lineage: Eukaryota; Metazoa; Arthropoda; Insecta; Diptera; Culicidae
Gene: DPCoAC
Product: mitochondrial coenzyme A transporter SLC25A42
Exons: 7
Coding region: 823-1974 (383 amino acids)
Biological process (GO): transmembrane transport
Cellular component (GO): mitochondrial inner membrane
Source: RefSeq, a predicted model, not a curated record
CAGUCAGUCGUGGAAAAUGUGUUGAGCCGUACACAUCGUGCGUGCGCGAGUUUUGGGUGUGUGUGAGUGACGUUUCGGACCAAAAAGUGAGAAAGAGGAAAAGUGGAGCGAGCGCGAAUCAAAAUAAUAAUAUUUGUGUGAUUUUAUUUCGUUUUAAUCUUGAGAAGGAUUGUGGCUCGUUUUACGAUACUGGAACAAAGGUGAAGUUUUUACGCGUGUGCAGUCUUUAAGUGGAAAAUACUCAGUUUUAAUUGUUUAGUAAAACUAGAGUAUUUGAGACACGAAAAAUUGCAAAUUAUUGCCAAUGAAAAGUGACUGUUUUUAAUUUUUUUGGUCAACUGGGAAAAUCGUCGAUUAUCUAAGAGAUUUCACAAUCUUGGAGGACCUUGGACAAGGUUGGAAAGUCGAAAAGGGCAACGAACGAAGCAACUCGGCGAAACUAGAUAACCAACUCGACUCUGUUUGAUGUCGCGAUAUUAAAACCGAUAGAAAGGAAAACAGAGCCAAACCGGCGACAAAGCAAGAGGAUUGAGGUCAUCGAGAGCGGUGAAUCGUAAGAAGAAAAUCCCAAAAACCAGACGCUUUAUUGUCGUCUUUAUUACGCGCGAAUUUCCUCGAGAAAAAAAAAACAAAAAAUCUUGUAAAACGUGGCGCCACCUUCAAAAAUUUGUUCAAACAGUCCAAAAAUUCUUCCCUGAUAAGAAGAAUGCCCGCCAAGAAAAGACUGUUAUGUGAUCGUUUUUGCUGAGAAUAGAAAAAAAAAAUCCAAAACGAAAUCCAGAAGAAAAAGUUCAAACAAGUCACAGAACCGGUUCGCGAGAAAUGGCCACCAAUCUGAAAAGUCUGUUUGGGGGGACGGCCGGCGGGGAAGCGUCCUCGAUGGCGGCGGUCGUGGCCGUCGGAGUAACCGGCGGUGGCCACGAUCCGACUUCCAGCAGCAAAACGCGUGAGACUGAUAAGCCGAUUGAAUACUCAUCCUCCAGCAGCACCCCAAAGUCAUCCCUAGCCACAUCCACCGCAAGCAGCAGUGGCACAAGUCCCAACCAGUCUCAACCCCACCAACGACUCAAAAACCGCGACCUGGUCAUCACGAGCCUGAUCGCGGGCGCCACAGCCGGUGCCCUGGCCAAAACGACCAUCGCUCCGCUCGACCGCACCAAAAUCAACUUUCAAAUCAACAAAGAUGUUCCGUACUCGUUCCGGGCGGCGCUGCUCUUCCUGCACAAAACGUACACCCACGAGGGCUUCCUGGCGCUGUGGCGUGGCAACUCGGCCACGAUGGCCCGGAUCAUUCCGUACUCGGCGAUCCAGUUUACGGCGCACGAGCAGUGGAGGAAGCUGCUGCAGGUGGACCUGCACGACGAUACCAAAGUGCGCCGCUUCAUGGCCGGUGCCCUGGCGGGAAUUACGUCCCAGUCGUUGACCUACCCGCUGGAUCUGGCCCGCGCACGGAUGGCGGUGACGGACAAGUACUCCGGUUACCGGACGUUGCGCGAGGUGUUUGUCAAGAUCUGGCAGUGUGAGGGCCCGCGGACGUUGUACCGAGGCUACUGGGCCACCAUCCUGGGCGUCAUUCCGUACGCCGGAACGUCCUUCUUCACGUACGAUACUCUCAAGAAGGAGUACUACAAGUACACCGGGGACAGCAGCCCCAACACUGUGAUAUCGCUGGUCUUCGGGGCCACGGCUGGCGUGAUUGGCCAGUCCAGUAGCUACCCGCUGGACAUCGUGCGGCGGCGGAUGCAGACGACGGGCGUGACGGCGCACUGCGCCGACCGGUACCUCACGAUCGGCUCGACACUGGCGAAAAUCUACAGGGAGGAGGGCUUCAUCCGGGGUUUCUACAAGGGCCUCAGCAUGAACUGGAUCAAGGGACCGAUCGCGGUCGGAAUCAGCUUCGCGACGUACGACCACAUCCGGCACUUUUUGCGCGAGGUUAUUCACGUUAGGGGGUCAGGGGAGUCGAGCCGGUAGAAUCUUUGUUGAGCAUUUGUUGAUUGAGAGAGUGAGUGAGUGAGUGAUUGAUCACGGGGCCUUUGGGAAAGAGUCACGUGGGAGAGUGUUGUUGUUGUUAAUUGGCGCAAUUAAUUGAGUAUAUUUACAUGCAUGUUUAGAAACAAGCACACACGAGCGUUGCUUACAAACUCACUACAAAAAAAAACAAAAACAAAAAUAGGAGCAGCACAGUGUGUAAAGGGCACAGUUUAUAUAUAUUUUUGAAAGUAUACUUUUUAGAGGGAGAAUAAAUCGCGAGCGAUUUAACGUGAGUCCACCGUGUCAAUUUGUUUCAGUUUUGAACGGAGAAAAAGUUUAGCUUCUUUUAACCGAGCACUGCUAAAAAUGAGAUAUUACGGAACUAAACAAAAAAUGACAAUAAACUUUGAGAUGCGAAUAUUAUUUCUGUCGAACACAUCGAA